AAGAAGAUUUUUCAUUUAAAAAUAAAAACAAAAAUUAUACAAAAUCGCGCUAAACCCCCAUUGAUGGUUUUAGGGUUCGCACAAACACAUUCGAGUCAAUUGUAAGACACUCAUCGAAUGGCAAAAAGAUUUCCUAUCGAGCUCUUCGUAAGCAGAUUGUCACAUUACACUACAAAUGAAGAAUUGUGGAGGUUGUUUUCGGCUUUUGGUGUGGUUACACAAGCUAGGCUAGUUAAGGACACAAGAACCCAAAGGCCUAAAGGUUUUGGUUUUGUCAGAUAUGAGUCAGAGGUUGAAGCCCAGGCUGCACUCAAGGCCAUGAAUGGCAGGAUAGUACAUGGAAAGCUGAUCUUUGUGGAAGUUGCAAAGACUAAGAAGCAAGGAGAGGAAGGUUCUUCCUGAAUAUAAAGAUUUUGUGUUUUGCGGUUGCAGACCCAUUUCAAAAUGAGAAAGUACUGGAAAUUGGAAUCACUCCCUAUAAAAUGUUUAGUCUGUAAAAUAACAGUUUGGUAUCAAAUAUGUGAUGUACUUCUGCUACCAUCUCAACUUGCACUGAUUAUAUUUUUUUCUUCUUCUUUCUCUGUUUGCUAUUGUCUAGUUCCUAGGAAUUGUGAGCUUGAUACCACAUAUUGUUAAAUAGAAGUACAAGUAGGGUGAGCAAAAAAAUCGCAAACCAGUUUGGCUGUUUUGGUGGUUUGGUCUAGGUUUUUUAAUGUUUCCUUCGGGCGUGGAUCACAAAAUAAGUGAAUUGCAAUCUGCAGUUAGGUUCACGGAUUUACAGAUU
Messenger RNA from Camellia sinensis, 784 nucleotides. Its product is annotated as organelle RRM domain-containing protein 6, chloroplastic. Gene Ontology annotation, biological process: mRNA splicing, via spliceosome. Gene Ontology annotation, molecular function: U1 snRNA binding; mRNA binding. The record is from RefSeq and is a predicted model, not a curated record. NCBI's taxonomy places the organism in Eukaryota, Viridiplantae, Streptophyta, Magnoliopsida, Ericales, Theaceae. Gene Ontology annotation, cellular component: U1 snRNP; U2-type prespliceosome; precatalytic spliceosome.